Paramormyrops kingsleyae is the source of this 1855-nucleotide messenger RNA. The record is from RefSeq and is a predicted model, not a curated record. NCBI's taxonomy places the organism in Eukaryota, Metazoa, Chordata, Actinopteri, Osteoglossiformes, Mormyridae.
CGCAUUUCGAAGAUACGCCAACCCAAGUCAGAGACUGUUUACUAGCCGGAUGACUUUAUUUAAUUUUCACUUAUAAAAAACACUAAAGGAGAAUAGGAUAAGAAAUGGGAUGUACUAACACGAUGCGUGAGACUUCCACUCAAUAUCGUAUUCAGUUUUGGUGAUCGGAGAUUUUAAUUUGUCGCUGCAGGGCACUGCGAGAAAAGGAAAGCCUUUUCAAUCAUGGACAGAUUAGAAAGGCUCUUUGACGGUGAAGGUCGCUGGAUAUCCUGGAGAAAUAUAGCUGGGUUUUGGUGGCUCGGGCUGUGCAACAACUUCGCCUACGUGGUGAUGCUGAGCGCGGCGCACGACAUCCUGAAGCAGCAGGAGACCAACGGCACCGAGCCUGUACGCAUCUCCGUGAACUUCACACGUGCACAGAGAAAUCGCUAUUUUAUGGAAAUUUCGACAGCUGCGCAUUCCUAUCAUCUGGAUCGCGGAAAUAGCAGCAGCAGCAGCUACGACUGUAACCCUGUUUCCACUGCGGCGGUACUUCUGGCUGACAUUCUUCCCACUCUCCUCAUCAAAGCAGUCGCACCCUUCUUUAUCCACCAGCUCCCUUAUGGGUUCCGUGUGUUGAUGUGUAUUGCCACGGCAACCGCCAGCUUCCUGUUGGUGUCUUUCUCUUCCAGUGUGGCCAUGAGCAUUCUGGGGGUGGUGUUUGCUAGCAUUAGCUCGGGGCUGGGAGAGCUGUCUUUCCUCUCCCUCACAGUCUUCUUCCCCAGGUUUGUGCUGGGGGGCUGGGGAUCCGGUACCGGCGGAGCAGGGGUGGCUGGGGCACUUCUGUACGCAGCUUUUACUCAAGCUGGCCUCUCGCCGCGGGAAACCCUGCUGGUUAUGCUGGUGGUCCCCAUUAUCAUGGCUGCCAGCUAUUAUUUACUGCUGGUGUUUCCGGCCUCGUUCCCACAAUGGCAUUGUGUGGUAGAAGAGGGUCGUACGCCGAACACAGACCAGGAGAGACGCCCCCUGGUGAGUGGCGAGGAGAACGAAGAGAUCAGGGAUGGGGAAGCACCAGCAGAGGACAGCCGGGGCCCGCUGACCUACAAAGACAGACUUGCCAUCUUGAGAGGUCUGCUGCGGUUUAUCAUUCCACUGGGUGUCGUCUAUUUUGCCGAGUAUUUCAUCAACCAGGGCCUGCUGGAACUGCUGUACUUUCCAGGCUUUUCCCUGUCCCACGCUGAGCAGUACCGCUGGUACCAGACUGUCUAUCAGAUCGGUGUGUUCGUCUCCCGCUCCUCCCUGUUUUGUGUGAAGAUCCGCGGGGUGUGGCUGAUGUCAGUGCUGCAGUGCAUCAACGCCUUGCUGCUCUUCUUCGCGGUUUAUUACCACAUCCUGUCCAAUGCCAUCCUCGUCUUCGUGAUAGUCGCUUACGAAGGACUUCUGGGGGGCGCCGCGUAUGUCAACACCUUUCAUUUCAUCAGCAAGGAGACUGGAGACCGGGAGCGGGAGUUUGCCAUGGCCGCCGCCAGCGUGGGGGACAGCUUCGGCAUCGCGCUCUCAGCUGCCCUCUCCUUCCCCGUCCACAACUACUUCUGCUCGCUGUGACCCGUGGAGUGAAUUUACCACGCUGUCCUGCCAUUUACUGUUUACGUUCUGUGCAGCCAAUUGACUAGCAGGCUGCUCCCUGUUACCCACUAACAUGCUGCUGAUUCUCGAUUCUCUGACUAAUUAAAUUAAUGUUCUCUUAGCACUUUGAAGCAUUUUUUUUGAGGAUGGGUGAUUCCGUCCGAGUCUUUUAUGUUCAAACAAAACUCUGAUCACACAAUAUAGAGAAAGGUCUCUGUUGUGGAAUAAAACGGCUGUCUGUUCCCACUAA